Messenger RNA from Asterias rubens (European starfish), 5306 nucleotides. Its product is annotated as ras-related and estrogen-regulated growth inhibitor-like. Gene Ontology annotation, molecular function: GTPase activity; GTP binding. Bases 852 to 1730 code for a protein of 292 amino acids. The record is from RefSeq and is a predicted model, not a curated record. Lineage: Eukaryota; Metazoa; Echinodermata; Asteroidea; Forcipulatida; Asteriidae. The transcript is spliced from 5 exons.
UGUUCACACAUCCACCCACGAAUGUUCACGGCGUUGCUUCAAUUAUAAUAGACUUUAAUCUUCCAAUAGUCUCUUGUUUGUUAAAUCUUGGUUAAAUAUCAAACCAGGCAUUUGGUGGUAAUUAGCUAAUAUGAGACACCAGUGUGGUGUCAACAUGUGGAUUAGCCGUUGAUCUCAGACCUCAAUGGGUGACGGUGCAGCUUUUUUAUGGGGCAUACAGUGUACAUGUAGAAGGUCUGAUGAUACCCAAAACCGCCGGAUCUUUCGAAAUUCCUUAACAGGAAACAGUGACGCCCUCUCACAGUGCAUACGAUCGGAACGUCGUGCAUGAACUAACCAACAUGAAACUUGUAUGUUGAGACCAGCGACAUGCACGCUUUUAGUCAGUGUGUGUUUUUCUUUGAAGUCGAGAGUCCGGUGUGUGGGUUGUUUCUCUGUUCAUGGAGGUAGCUCUUUCCAUGUUUGUACCUCGGUCUGUCAGACCAUAGAGAAAGGACAUCCGUCAAAUUAUGAUUUCAUGGUAAGCUAUUGUUUAUAGACAAUCAGAAUACUCCACCCUGUUUUGAGACGAAACCUGGAUGUUUUCCAGCAUGGCCAGGACCUGAGCAGUACACCUGCACCCUCUGUGAGCAAGAACAGGCCGUUCAAGUCGAUGGUCCAAUUAGCGUUGAACGCCCGGUGAACGUAGAGGUUUAUUUUGGGUGUUUCUCGAUAAGCGUUUCACGUCAUCUUCACGUCAUCUUCGCGUGGGUCUACACAACUCGAGCUUCGGGCUGGAGGGUUGUCCGAAUGAGACGGUCUCACACGAGCACUUGACCAACCACCACGGGUUUAGGUCCCGUCCGAAUUGCAUGUAUUCGCUGCCUGAAAGAACCAUUACAACAGUUGCCAUGCCCAACAAGAUGUCUAGGUCAAAUUCGCCGCCAAAUAAUAACACAGGACCGUACCUGAGCGGACUGAAACGGAAGGGGUCCAUGAGAAAGAUCGGAGUGGCCCAGGCCAAGCCUUUUAGGGUAAUUGUGCUGGGACAAGCUUCUGUUGGAAAAACAGCCAUGACUGUGCGAUUUGUGACGAGAAGGUUUAUCUACGAGUAUGACCCAACGUUAGAAAACAUCUACAAACAUCGGAUGUUCUUUGAGACUGAAUCAACUCCUGUUGACUUUGAGAUUCUAGAUACUGCUGGACAGGAAGAUAACAUCGAGGAGAAACUUAAAUGGGCCGAUGCUUUUAUCAUCGCGUAUUCCAUCAAUGACCGAUGCAGCUUUGAAGAGGUCACAAGAUUAACAUUCUUGGCUGGGAGAUGUAGGAAGUCCAGCUCCCACGACCAUGCCAUCUUAAUCGUAGGAAACAAGAAAGACUUGGAGUAUGACAGGCUCGUCCAGAAAGAGGAAGGAUUAGAGUUGGCCAGGGCCAUGAACUGUUCCUUCGUGGAGGUGUCAACGUUAGAAUCAUACGACGACGUAGUGGGUGCCUUCGAGCGGCUGUACAUGGACCAUAAGAACAGGAAGAAGACUAGUACCAACUCUCCGAAAUUCACGCUCAGAAGGAAAACCAGUAAUGUCGGGAAGCAGGACUUAGAUUCGAACCCACCGAAGCCGAGAGAGCGGAGUACGAGUUUUGCUGCACUGUCCACGCCCAUUUACGCGCGAAGGUCUGCCCUUGUAGGCGGGAUGGAAGGAAGCCUCUUGGGUAGUAACGAUUUCCAUGACGUCAUAGAUGAGCAGGAUUGAUGAUGUGCGCUACGUCAUGACACUCCAUUGUGCAAUUUUUUAUUAAGUCACGACUCGCAGUCAUAGAUGGAUUGACAGUUACCAACGAAAUGCUGGUACCCUAUCUUUUCAAAAGGUGCACACAAGUCUAGGAAUAGUAUGAUUUGAAUCUUCAUACUGAACUGGCCAAAUUUGGAAAUUGAUGAGGGAUUCUAUGGCCAGGAUAGGCCAUGCCAACAUUCAUAAAUGAGAGUGCCUUUUGACAACCAUUUAAAAACUCUGGCAUUAACAAUGCGGCCUCAACUUAUUUUUUGUAUGAAAUAAUAUACAAAUAUUGAACUUUAACAUUCCAUGAGUGAGUGCCUUUGAUAUGUAUCUUUUUCGAACAAUUCAGCUUUGGAAAUGUUUUAUUUAUUAUAAAAGACAACAAGAAACAUACAGUGCUGAACUGUAUUUUUGUUUUUACAACAACUACAAGUAAUGUUUUAUGACGGUAGAGGGCGCUAUAGGAUGUCCGUUACGGCUCGCUCCCGGGCGCAAUUCUUUUUCUUUUGCACUUUGGAAUUGCCAUCAUAAACAACUUUCUGAUUCUUUUUUUAGGAUUCACUUUUUUAAUCGAUUUAUAAACAAGUGGCAAUUUCGUUAUGCUAAAAUUGUUGUGGAUGGCAACUCUAUACUGCUGAAAAUAUUGCGUCCCGGGAUGAAGAAACAGUCACAAAAAGUUGACUGUGAAGUAUUUGAUUGUUGGUGAUCUUGCCUCAGACUUAUGGACAAUUUUGCGUUAAUUUGUUAAUGGUUUAUUCCUAAGAAAGGCCAAAUUAGUUUACUUAGAUGAUUACGAAUCUGAAUCUUUUCUCUCUGUAGUGCACAUAGUAAGUAUUAGACAAGCAAUAUAACGUUCCCUAUUGCAGCAGAUACAUCAGGAUUCUUUUCCACAGCGCGCCAAAAGAUGAGCUGUCGAAAUCUUGAGCAAAAAUACUUGUUCACCUAUUAAAAAUUUGACUUCCCAAUGUGUGUGCGAAUCAUUAAAAAUACUCAUUUGUGCCUUUCAAAUGGAAUGAAUUAGCAAGAUGCAAAUUAGGUAUUAUAGAGCUGAAGCAAACGUUAACGUACCAUAGCUACCAACCGAGCUGUUUAUUGAAUGACAGUAAAAUUAGUUUGAUAGUGGACAUUGGACACUUACAUAGCUUUGUUCAGCGAAUGUCUACUUUGAUAUUUCAAUAUUGGACAUUGGACAUUCACAUAGCUUUCUACAGCAAAUGUGUACUUUGAUAUUUCGAUAUUGGACAUUCAUAUAGCUUUGUACAGCAAAUGUGUACUUUGAUAUUUCGAUAUUGGAUAUUGAAUAUCACAUAGCUUUGUACAGCGAAUGUCUACUUUGAUAUUUCGAUAUUUGACAUUGAACAUUUUCACAUAGAUUUGUACAGCGAAUGUCUACUUUGAUAUUUCAAUAUUGGACAUCGGAAAUUCACAUAGCUUUGUACAGCGAAUGUCAUCUUUGCUGUUUCAAUAUUGGACUUUGGAAAUUCCCAUAGCUUUAUACAGCGCGAACGUCUACUUUGAUAUUUCGAUAUUGGAUAUUCAGGUACGGUUGGUACAUUGGAUCUCUAAUUUUCCUUUUGGACACUGGACACUGCUGUUCAAACAUUAUGUAAAUGUCCAGUGCCCAAUCUCGAUUCGAAAAAUUAGACAUUCGCUGUCUCUUCGUAAUGUCAAAUGCCCAUUGUCAAAAUAACUUUUAUGUCAAGUGUAUUGAGAGAGUAAAGACAAGAAGCCAUUUUCUGCAAAUAAAAAACACGCCCCAAAAACAUGUGGGCAUACAAGGUACCAGACUUUAGACUGCCCAUUGGGUUGUGCUCAAACUGUCAGGCCAUGUCCGAAUUGGAGGUCACGGCUACGGCUGGAUUGCUUGCAACCAUGCAUUAUAUGGCGUCCUUAGCAACGUUCUUAGCAACAGUCAAAGCCGUAGUCGACAAUGGGAGACUUUCAGGACGCUUGGUGGCAGCAGACUUACCUCGGUAAUGUGCGCAUGCUCAGAACUACGUAAACAAUGGAAAUUUACAUGGGUAGUCUGCUGCCACCUAGCGCCUCAAAGUCUCCCAUUCGGAUUCGUAUAUAGUGUAGAUCAGUGGUUGGGUUAUAUUUUGGACCAAAAUGGCGUACAACAACCACGUGGCCAUUACAAAAUGUCGCAACCCUUUCAAUACACAUCUUAGAGUUGGAGAGUUUACCAUACUAAAUUAGAUAAAACGUCAUGUGACAAGCCUCUUGAACAAAAAUGGGCCACAAGUUUAUCUGAAAAAUACAAAGAUUUUUGAAGGUCAUGACUUCCAUGGUUGUUGCCUUUAAACUUGGAGCAUUCUGGGUAGAGUGGCUCUGUAAAAAUUACACAAUUGUUUUGCUAAAAGUGUUCCAAGCUGGUCAGUUGACUCGGUCCGGGAUAUCACUUUGGGUAACUUUUGAAUAUUUAUUUAAAUAAGUAUGAAAAGGUAAUCCAAAAUGAGAAUACCCCGGACCGAGUAAACUGGCCAGCUUGGAUUUUUUUUUUUUCAAUUACGCAUUAGUUGUUGAGGUAAGCAUUUAGUGCGGUGCACAAUAUUAGAGAAAUAAAUAGCGCCCUCUGGAGAUAGAUUUAAAUUUAAAUUUGUACCAUUAUUAGUGUAACCUGCUGCAAAAUAUUAUGAUGUAAAUAAAAUGCAAAUUAUAUAUGAAAAACCCGGCAGCAUUGUGUCUUUGAGAAUUUCUUGUCUAAAGUUACAAGCAACUUGGUAGUAGGAAAAAGACAAUGCGUCGGCGAAGGUUUGGACAUGUAUUCUCACUUGGUGUAGCCUAUCCCAACAAUGCAUAGGCCCAAUAUAAACAAAUCUGUGAACAAUUAGAUCCGAUGUGGUCCUCGAAGUUGCAAGAGCCUUAUGAGAGAGAAAACACCAUUGUUGCACAAUGUUGUGCCUCUCAGGUGCCUAAAAAGGGCUUCGGGUCUUAGAUCUUUUAGUAAUUGAAUAAUCUCAAAGAUAUUUUGCGAUAUCGCAAAUAUUUGCAAAGAUAUUUUGUGAUUUCGCAAAUAUUUUGCAAAGAUAUUUGCGAUGUGCGGUGUCCCUUCAGGGCCACCAUACCACUGCCCGUUACCAAUUAAAGCUUUUACGUUAACAAAUGAGUAAAAUGUACUGUCCAUGUGCCCAGUGCCUAUAAAAAUCAUAAAAUAAGGUUUUAUGUUUUGCCUAUAAAUAUGUCUUUGUAUAAGCUGUGUGUAAUGGUGAUUAUUUGUACUGACUGUACGAGGCAGUAUUCAAUACAUAACAUAACCAUCAACAUAGAUACAGCAGCGCUGCAGGUUACCGCAACUAAGCAACUUUAUUUUAGGAGGGGGGGGGGGGGCACACUGUUUUGCUAAUUGUAGAUGUAGUUUUCGUUUGCAUUUCCCGGCCCCUCAAUAAGCCCGCUUUCAGCGUCCCUCCCCCCUUGUGUUUUUAUCUACUGUAUUAAAGAUAAUCUGCCAUGGGGGAACACAUAAGUAGGCCCUUUGUCUGUAUUACUCUCUAGUUAAUUACCUGAUAGACAGUUUUUGUUUUAACACCACAAAAAACGUCAUCAAGUGUA